AUGGCCACGCGCCUCCGCCUCUUCCUCCUCCUCGCCUUUCUCAGCCUCAUCCUCCUCUCCUCCGCCGCCGAUGAUUCCGCCGCCAUGUCCAAGCUCCUCUCCUCCCUCUCCCCGCUCCCCCGCGGCUGGUCCUCCUCCGCCCACUUCUGCACCUGGAACAACGUCCUGUGCGACUCCACCAACUCCUUCGUCACCACCAUCAACCUCAACUCCGCCUCCCUCUCCGGCACUCUCCCCCCCGAAAUCAACACCCUCUCCCACCUCCAAUCCCUCCAACUCCAGAAAAACUCCCUCACCGGCGCCCUCCCUUCCUUCCAAAACAUCACCUCUCUCCACCAAUUACUCCUCGACACCAACAAUUUCGCUUCCCUCCCCAACAACUUCCUCGCCGGCCUCACCAAUCUCCAGGUUUUCACCAUAAACGACAACAGCAAUCUCGCUUCCUGGCAAUUCCCCGCUUACCUCUCCGAUAGUUCAAAUCUUGUAGAUUUUUACGCCAGCAAUGCCAGCAUUAACGGCGCCAUUCCAGACAUUUUCAAUUCUUUGCUUAAUCUGCAGGAUUUGAGACUUUCCUACAACAACUUGACCGGAUCUCUGCCGGAAUCUUUCUCCGGAUCGGAAAUUCGGAAUCUGUGGCUCAACAAUCAGGAGCUAGGGUUAUCUGGAACAAUCGAUGUGCUCUCCGAUAUGCCUCAGCUGGUUCAGGUUUGGCUGCACGCUAACGCAUUUACCGGCGGAAUUCCUGAUUUAUCGAAAUGCACAAAUCUAUUUGAUCUGCAAUUGAGGGAUAAUAUGUUAACUGGAUUAGUGCCGCCUUCUUUGAUCAAUUUGCCCGCUCUUCUUAACGUUACAUUGCAAAACAACAAGCUACAGGGGCGUUUCCCUGAGUUUCCGGAUAGUGUUCAAACUAAUUUAGGGGCUGAUACUAAUAGCUUCUGUUUGGAUCAUCCCGGGCCGUGUGAUCCGCAGGUCAGCACGCUUCUUGACGUCGCGAGUUCUCUUGGGUAUCCCGUGGCGAUAGCGGAGGAGUGGAAAGGGAACGAUGCUUGCCAAGAUUGGCAAUUCAUCCUCUGUGAUUCGCAAGGGGGGAAUGUGACGGUUGUGAACAUGGGGAAGCAGGGAUUCACGGGCACUAUAUCGCCUGCGUUUGCGAAUCUCACUUCGCUGAGGACUUUGGUGUUGAGUGAUAACAGGCUCACCGGUGGGAUCCCUGCUGUCUUGACUACCUUGAAACAGCUUCAGACGUUGGAUGUGUCGAAUAAUAAUUUAAUGGGCCCAAUUUUGACCUUUCCUCGUAAUGUGAGUUUUACAUAUGCUGGAAAUGCUUUCCUUGGUAAGAGUGAUAGUCGUGGUGGUGGUCCAAGCCAGUUGGAUGGGAGCUCUGGAUCGUCGAACAAGUCUUCUUCGGUUGGUAUGGUAGUUGGUGUGGUUAUAGCUGUUUUAGUGUUUGUUGGAAUUGUGUUGUUUGUGUCUUAUAAAUGCUAUUUGAAGGGACGGGAUAAGAGGUUAAGGGGGAUUGAGAGGUCUAAGCAGGAAAAGGAGAUGGCGACGAGGAAUGGAGUGAAUAGAAAUGCUGGUGUCUCGAAUGAGACCAUGAGCCAGAACAGUGGCGAUCAUAGCAAGAUGCCCGUUCUUGAGGGUGGCAACAUUGCCUUCUCGAUUCAGAAUCUUAGGCAAGUGACUGACAAUUUCAGUGAAGAGAAUAUAUUGGGUAAAGGAGGGUUUGGGGUCGUGUACAUGGGUGAGUUGCACGAUGGGACCAAGAUUGCAGUCAAGAGGAUGAAGUCCAAUGAUAUGGGUACGAAAGGCAUGAAGGAGUUUCAGGCAGAAAUCGCAGUCCUAACCAAAGUUCGUCACAGACAUCUGGUCGCGCUGUUAGGUUACUGUAUCAAUGGCCACGAGAAGCUCUUGGUGUAUGAGUACAUGCCGCAGGGGCAUUUAGGCCAGCAUUUGUUUGAAUGGGAGAAACAUGGCUAUCAAUUUCUGACCUGGAAACAGCGGGUUACAAUAGCGUUGGAUGUGGCCAGAGGAGUCGAGUAUCUGCACAGCUUGGCGCAGCAGAGUUUCAUUCACAGAGAUUUGAAGCCAUCAAAUAUACUCCUGUCUGAUGACAUGAGAGCUAAGGUGGCAGAUUUUGGAUUGGUGAGAAGUGCGUCUGAUGGGAAAUAUUCUGUUGAGACGAAGUUGGCUGGAACAUUCGGCUAUCUUGCACCUGAAUAUGCUGCAACUGGGAGAGUGACAACAAAAGUUGAUGUCUACGCCUUUGGGGUUGUGUUAAUGGAGAUUUUAGCUGGUCGAAAAGCCCUAGAAGAAAAGAUGCCGAAUGAGAAGUCCCAACUGGUGACAUGGUUCCGCAGGGUCCUAAUCGGUAAAGAAAAUCUCCGGAAGUCCAUCGACCAGAAUCUCCAGCCAGACGACGAAACUUAUGAAAGCAUAUGCAAGGUUGCGGAGUUGGCUGGCCACUGCACUGCUCGUGCGUUCCAAAGGCCCGACAUGGGGCAUGCAGUGAACAUCCUGGGACCUCUCGUGGAGCAGUGGAAACCCUCUAUUGCCACAGAGAGCGAGGGUGAUGGCGUCAACCUUCGUAUGGGCCUCCAUCAAGUCCUCCAGAGAUGGCAAGCCAAUGAAGGCACUUCUAGAAUGUUCGAUGAUUUCUCCUACAGCCAGACGCAGUCGACUAUCCCCUCGAAACCUACUGGAUUUUCGGACACAAAUAGCUCCACGGACAGUAGAUGACACAGAAAGAUUGAAGGCGGGAGAAAUUGGAUGAAAAACAAGGAUGGCUGGAGAAAAUGGAUAGAGGUUGAUUUUGAGUCUGUUUUGCAUGCUGUAUUUUGCUGUAUCUUGAAAUGUUGUUUUUUGCAUGCUGCAUUUAAUUUAUUCUUUUCUCACCUGACUUGUAAA
Salvia hispanica is the source of this 2904-nucleotide messenger RNA. Its product is annotated as receptor-like kinase TMK4. Gene Ontology annotation, biological process: protein phosphorylation. NCBI's taxonomy places the organism in Eukaryota, Viridiplantae, Streptophyta, Magnoliopsida, Lamiales, Lamiaceae. The record is from RefSeq and is a predicted model, not a curated record. Gene Ontology annotation, molecular function: protein kinase activity; protein binding; ATP binding.